Molecule: messenger RNA, 5726 nt
Organism: Pieris napi
Lineage: Eukaryota; Metazoa; Arthropoda; Insecta; Lepidoptera; Pieridae
Gene: Ih
Product: potassium/sodium hyperpolarization-activated cyclic nucleotide-gated channel 2
Exons: 12
Coding region: 532-2874 (780 amino acids)
Biological process (GO): potassium ion transport; transmembrane transport
Cellular component (GO): membrane
Molecular function (GO): voltage-gated potassium channel activity
Source: RefSeq, a predicted model, not a curated record
CGCGCCUCAUGCCCCGGAGGGGCUGCACGUAUCCACGCUCCGCUCGCGACUUAUAUAAUCAUCCGCACGGUGAGUCCGCAGCCUCCGAGCCACCCCUCCCCUUCUACCCUCUCGUUCCCAUCGACCCCGCGAGCUCCGACCCACGCUAAUUCACAGCGCGACGCGCGAACACCCGCGGUACCGGUACCGACUUACUUAAAAUUCGCCUGAACCUUACGCUCCUUGCCAGCUGAGUGGUGACAUAAUCGAUGCAAACCGUUUAUUCACAAAGCGCCUUCUAAUUAAAUAGUAAUAAGCAGAAGCACAAACGCGACUUAGUGUAGUGGUAGUGAAGUGAUCGUCAAGAUUGAGGUGGUCGGGUGCGGUUGGGGCAGGCGAGCGCGCGUGCGUCCGCUGGGCGGCGGCCGGGCGGGCAUGUUGCCCACGCAGCGGUCGCAGUCCUGUAACGAGGAGGGCGCAUUUUUCGGCGCCCGCGCACUACGCCGGCCGCGAGGCAAAGGCAGCGGAAGUCCGCCCUGCUAGGGGUACGCCAUGUCGCUGCGCAGCCUGCAUCGGAGGUUGUCCUCCGCCAAUAACACAUGCGAGGAUGGUGGAGGCGGCGCGGCGACAGGCACGGGAGGGCGAACGGCGUCGCUGCGACUGGCGAACGGGCGAGUCGCGGCGCAGUCGGCGGAACAUCUACCGCACUCGCCCGACUGCGCCUCCGUGCGGAUAUCCAUGGACAACACAAACACAUGCUGCACGGAUUCCCUCGUCACCGCCUUAGAUGAUGAGACGCUGUUACUCGGCGACGCCGAUAUGUCGCUGAAACACGGCAGCGGCACCGGCAAGGUCCAUUUCGGUGGUCUGGACGAUGUGUCUUUAUACGGCACACCCGUGGAGCCAGCCCCCCCAACCUCGGACGCCAAACAGGGCUUCCUUCGGAAUCAGCUACAGGCCCUCUUUCAGCCCACCGACAACAAACUAGCCAUGAAACUCUUUGGCUCCAAGAAAGCGCUGAUGAAGGAGCGGAUCAGGCAGAAGGCGGCUGGCCAUUGGGUUAUACACCCCUGCAGUAGUUUCAGAUUUUACUGGGACCUCUGCAUGCUGCUGUUGCUGGUGGCCAACCUGAUCAUUCUGCCUGUUGCCAUUUCCUUCUUCAACGACGACCUCAGCACGCGGUGGAUAGCUUUCAAUUGUUUAUCCGACACUAUAUUCCUUAUAGAUAUCGUUGUUAAUUUUAGAACAGGAAUAAUGCAGCAAGACAAUGCAGAACAAGUGAUAUUAGAUCCCAAGUUAAUAGCGAAGCACUAUUUAAGGACGUGGUUCUUCCUGGACCUCAUCUCUAGUAUACCACUAGAUUAUAUAUUCUUGAUCUUCAAUCAGGUAAACGAUUUUAGUGAAAGCUUUCAAAUUCUUCACGCCGGCCGUGCCCUAAGGAUACUACGGUUAGCGAAACUUCUAUCUUUGGUGCGACUUCUUCGAUUGUCAAGACUGGUCCGAUAUGUAUCUCAAUGGGAGGAAGUCUAUAUCUUGCAGAAUCUACAAAAAAAGCGCACGGAACGCAGGGGACGGCUCAGCUCCGACGUUGCCAAAAAGAAGGGUGACACGAAAAGCAAUCUGAUAUUUAAGUUCCUCAACAUGGCAUCGGUAUUCAUGCGGAUAUUCAACCUGAUCUGCAUGAUGUUACUUAUCGGCCACUGGUCUGGCUGUCUACAAUUUCUUGUGCCUAUGCUCCAAGGAUUUCCACCUAACUCAUGGGUGGCAAUAAACGAAUUACAGGAGGCCUUUUGGCUAGAGCAAUACUCGUGGGCGUUGUUCAAAGCAAUGUCCCACAUGCUAUGCAUCGGGUAUGGCCGCUUUCCCCCCCAGUCCUUAACGGACAUGUGGCUGACGAUGCUCUCCAUGAUCUCUGGUGCUACCUGCUACGCCCUAUUUCUGGGUCACGCAACCAACCUCAUUCAAAGUCUUGACUCUUCGCGUAGACAAUAUCGAGAAAAGGUGAAACAAGUAGAAGAGUACAUGGCGUACCGCAAGUUGCCUCGGGAAAUGCGCCAGCGCAUCACUGAGUACUUCGAGCAUCGGUACCAAGGCAAGUUCUUUGAUGAGGAACUGAUUUUGGGCGAACUGAGCGAAAAACUACGGGAGGAUGUCAUCAACUACAACUGUCGAUCGCUCGUUGCAUCGGUGCCUUUCUUCGCUAAUGCAGAUUCCAACUUUGUGUCGGAUGUUGUCACGAAGUUGCGAUAUGAAGUCUUCCAGCCUGGUGAUAUUAUCAUAAAAGAAGGAACUAUCGGGAAUAAGAUGUAUUUUAUACAAGAAGGAAUAGUAGACAUCGUCAUGGCAAACGGCGAAGUGGCGACCAGUCUCUCGGACGGGUCCUACUUCGGAGAGAUCUGUCUACUGACGAACGCUAGAAGAGUCGCUUCCGUCCGCGCCGAGACUUACUGCAAUCUAUUUUCAUUAUCCGUGGACCACUUUAACGCAGUGUUAGACCAAUAUCCCCUGAUGCGACGCACGAUGGAGAGCGUCGCCGCGGAGAGAUUGAACAAGAUCGGCAAGAACCCUAACCUCGUGGCGCAUCGGGAAGACGACACGACGUCGGAAGGGAACACGAUAAACGCUGUCGUCAAUGCGCUGGCAGCUGAGGCCGAGCAUGUGAGUCUGUCAGACGACAGCGUGGCGAGGCUGUCGGAGCGGUCCCUGGGAUUGGCGCUGCAGCCUUUGCAGGCCGCGUCGUGCCGUAUGGCGGGCGUAGCGCUGCCCGGGCUCGGCGUAGCGGCAGCUUUGCCUCGACCCAAGUCAGAGCACGACUUCAGCUCGGCGCAGGGGCAGCCGGCUACGCUGUCGGGCACGGCGACCUUCCACAAAUCGGACGCGGGGCUCGCCCCCUGACGCCGCACGCUGACGUAGGCAGCUCGGCCCCCCGAUAGCAAUACUAGGCUUAGAGCGAGCGCGCGACGCCGCUAAGUAGCAUAGACGAGUAUUAGCUGCGACUUCGCCGGGCGAACGCGCCCGCCGAAUCUCAUUUUGUGAUCUUAUACUUAAUUCUCCUGUGUUAUUUAGGUUAAAUUUUAUAUCAUUGACGCUGUGACGAAUACGACGUAUUCCGAUUGUAUAGAUACUGUUAUAUAUUGAAACUAUCGAGUCUUAUAGAGAUACCUUGCCACUAAAAAGAAAAUUAUAUAGACUAGACUGAAAUGUAAAGAUAUCACUAUUUUAUGCUUUGUUAGCGUCGACCAUUGUUGACGGUCGAGGGACGUCUGUGGACGGAGUUUAUCGUUCCCGAUACAGACGAUAACGGAGAUUAUAUUGAAGUUGUUAAAUAUUUAUUAUUACUUUUAACGUUUGAUCUUAGAGACGUGUAGUUGCGGGCACAUUUGCUUUUUUGUCCAAAAACUUUUAGCAUUAUUUGUGCCAUAUCUGUGUAUGUGAAAAAAUAAUUGUUCAAAUACAAAAAUAAUCCAGCUGAGUUAAUGAACUGUAGGUAUAUUACUAACAGGUACAUACUAACAACGAUAGAUUAAUAAUGUAACAAUACAUAGUUCUAAUGAGAACAAUGUUAUAACUAUUAUAAAAUACUGUUAUAUUGUAUAAAAUUUUAUUUUCAUAUCCAAUUUUACCUAACACUUAUACCAUAUUCAUACCGUUAUUCUACUCUUAAAUGAAUUUUCAUUUUAAGGUCAUAUUAUUUAUUAGGUUACAUUUUAGUUAUAAUAGGGCUUAUUAUUAAAUUAUAAUCUAAUGAUUUUCGUUAUUAAUAAAAAAAAAGCAAAUGUGUAAGCAACUUCUUCGUGCGCAAGGCCUAAAACUAAGCGAUCUUCAUAACCAAACACAAUAAAAUGUUUAAAUUAAAACUAGUAUUUCUAAUAGAUUUGUUACUUGGAGAUCGGCUUAUGACUAUUAUAAAAUAUUUAUUGUACUCUAAAAUACCCACAAAAGUAUUUUCGAUUGUCAAUGACCUUUUGACACUUUUGACAAUUCAAUCACGUGAUUUGCCAGUCGCAUAUUAGCAUAUCGCGUCUACGAGAAGUAAGCUUAAAAGGCCCUGCGCACUCAAAAUCGAUGCACAAUUUCGAUUCCGUAAGUCACCAUUGCUUCCUUUGUUACGACACGUAGCCGGUUCGAAUUCUUGGUUUCCCAAGUAGAGUGGAAUCAGUAGCGCUUGAAUUUAUGUAAAUAUUGUAAGUACGAAAAGCCUUUAGCGGUAUUGUUUUAUAGAGGUAUACGGACAGUGGUCCAGUCAAUUAAACCGAGGCGCGGUACAGCGUAAUGAUGCACACUACACUUGGUACCUUAUUUUUAUUGUAGGUAAUUAAUUUAUUAACGAUAGUGAUCAUUUCGUAGGUUUAAGUAGGCCCGAGCGGUAACAAAUUCGGACGAAUUAUGUUGUGAUAGCGCAGCUGGGCUGCGACAUGCUGCCUAAUGUGUAAUAUCAGUACGAUUUUCUUUAAGAUACAUCUGUAUAGCGUUCAAGUAUUACGUAACGAAUUUGGGGGGGGGGGGGGUUAAAACGUUACGAUGCGGGGCGGGGAUUGAAUUACGCGUUAUUGUCAAUGUCACAUGGGCUCCCCCAUGUGACAUUGACAUUAACCAUUGACAUAGGAUUAAUAAUCUCCAAAAAUUGCGUGACGUAAUACUGGAACGCUCCCUAAGUGACUUGAUUCCGUAUGAGCUAUAGCGGCCGAGUUUUGUUGGUAGAAUUUUUCCUAUAUAGCAAUAUUAAAAUAAGUUCACUAGAAUCCGGUGGCAAUGUAGCAUAUACGGAAUUAUGGGCUGCCGUAAAAUUCCAUAAGUGUAAACAGUUGUGGAAAAAAUUUGUAUGAAACUGACAAGUCACGCUUAUCACGAGACCUUUCAUACAAAUCGUUUCCGCACGUAAUUCCAAACGCAGUAUGCACAUUACCAUAACGGUUCAGAUAUCGGAGUAUUGUGGAAUGUCUAAGGAAUGUAAUGAGAUAACUCUUGACGCCGGCUCGGCGAUACACGACACCGUAGCGUAAGACAUAGCUCAAAUGCAUGGAUAAUGCUUUCACUUCUUACUAAGACUUUAAUUCUGCCUUUAUUAGCUAUAUAUUUCCGUCUACAGUAAGCUCUUAGAUAUUUUUGCAACCGCUUAUCGAAAUUUUGAUAGCAAUAGAUUGCAACGAUAUUUUUGGUUAGACUAGAGUAGCCGUUGAGCCGACCGCCGCCGGCGCCGUUUCUUUGGCACGUUUGAUCGUUGAAUUAUACUUAUAGUGUCAUGACAAUUUGUAAAAAAUAAUUUUGCAAUUGUUGACUUUUUAGCCAAAAUAUAGUUAAUGAAUGACGAACCAAUACGCAGUAGCUUACUAGUAGAUGAAUGCAGCCUAGUUCUCAGUUUUGGCGAAUAACACCGUUUGGUACUUUGUACUUGUAAAGUAUUUAUACUAUUGACUUUAGCAGAGUGACGUUCGGUCUAUAUAUCAAGAGUAAAAUAAUUUGUUCGAUUUCCAGAAGCAUUUACUUAUUGUUACUUUCCUAACAUUGAUGCUUUUUGUAAAGUAUAUAAAUUUUAUAGAAGAGAUCUAUUUUUAUUGAAAGUUGAGCUACUGGUUAAAAAACAGAGAAAACUAUAUGAAUCAAAGAGAUUUUUUUUAUCUGGACUGUUGAUUAGUGUAUAAUUAUUAUAAUUAAAUUAUACUGAUUUCUGGUAUCUAUUUUCACCAAAAGUGCUCAUCGCUGUCAAGAAAAUUAGAGAAAAUGCAUUAAAAGAAUGAAGAAAAUCA